AUGUCGACUACUCACAAGGAGAUAGGGUCAUUGGGGAGUCAAGAUAGUGGGUGUACCUCUCUGUACCUGGGAAGUAAGCACGAUCCAUCUAUCCACGACGUGUCUUCCGGACUCGAAAGUAUACCCGGUGAACCAUCAUUACUCUUGUACAAGAUCCGCGCAUACGGACGGGAUGCCUUCUCCGAGUUCUUCGGCACAAUGAUCCUGAUACUCUUCGGCGACGGGGUCGUCGCCCAGGUUCUCCUCAGCCAUGGACAGAAGGGUGACUACCAGUCCAUCUCCUGGGGUUGGGGACUGGGCGUCAUGCUAGGCGUAUACGUCAGCGGCUCCUCGGGAGCCCACAUCAAUCCCGCCGUAACAUUCGCGAACUGCAUCUACCGCAGCUUCCCCUGGCGCAAAUUCCCCAUCUACAUGCUCGCCCAACUUCUCGGUGCAAUAUGCGGCGCGGCAAUCAUCUACGGAAACUACAAAGCCGCCAUCAACGUCUACGAGGGUGGUCCGCACAGUCGCACCGUGCCGGGUUACUCGACAACCGCGACGGCGGGCAUCUUUUGCACAUACCCGGCUGAAUUUAUGACCAAGACUGGCCAGUUUUUCUCGGAGUUCUUGGCUAGUGCGGUGCUUAUGUUUAUGAUCUUUGCGUUGAAGGAUGAUGGUAAUUUGGGCGCGGGGAAGUUAACGCCGCUCGCGCUGUUUUUUGUGAUUUUUGGUAUUGGCGCUUGUUUUGGGUGGGAGACUGGGUAUGCGAUCAAUCUGGCAAGGGACUUUGGACCGCGACUCGCGUCUUAUAUGUUGGGGUAUGGGCAUGAGGUGUGGUCUGCGGGCAAUUAUUACUUUUGGGUUCCCAUGGUUGCUCCCUUCUUGGGCUGUACUUUCGGCGGGUGGAUCUAUGAUGUCUUCUUGUAUACUGGACUAGACAGUCCAGUCAACACGCCUUGGUUGGGUAUUAAGCGGCUGUUGCGACCCAGGCGCGGUCAACAAGUUGCCCUGCCUAGUCCUGUCUGA
Messenger RNA from Penicillium cataractarum, 1005 nucleotides. Its product is annotated as MIP/aquaporin family protein. Gene Ontology annotation, molecular function: glycerol channel activity; water channel activity. NCBI's taxonomy places the organism in Eukaryota, Fungi, Ascomycota, Eurotiomycetes, Eurotiales, Aspergillaceae. The transcript is spliced from 3 exons. The coding region runs from base 1 to 1005 and encodes 334 amino acids. Gene Ontology annotation, cellular component: plasma membrane. Gene Ontology annotation, biological process: glycerol transmembrane transport; water transport. The record is from RefSeq and is a predicted model, not a curated record.